UGUUUUCACAUUCAUUUACUGGUUUGCUUAGAUAGUUCCUGGAAAACAUGGAGUUGCUAACUGAAGAUAUAAAAUUUAUUACUGACGAGACAUUAGAUUUUGGAUUGUCUUCUCCUUCAGACGGACUAGAAGAGGGGGACUUUGUCAUUUGCCCCAGUGAGCCCAGUGAAAGGAACUUGGCACAAACCAUUGACAUGGACGCCUUGUUGGGAGAGAGUGGAAGCAAGGCCAGAGAGUGGUGGAGCCCCCUGAGUCCUGAGAAGCUGGAGGAGGUCAGGAAGGAAGCCAAUAUGCUGGCUGCACAGAUGGAGAAAUGUAGACUUCUGCAGAAGAACACCAGCUCUGACAUGAGGCCUGAGAAGGUUCCAGGAUUUGAACCUUUUUCUCCAAUCAGAUUUUUAUAUGCAGAGAAUGAGGGGAACAAGGACUCCAGACGGAAGACUUUCAAUGUGAAUAACAGUCCUCUGAUGGCACUGCUGCCAACAGUGGGACCUGAAACUCACUUGACUCGAGAUUCUCCCAGAGUUCGGUUUCCAAAGGGGCAAAGUCCUACAUCUCUUAUUGCAAACACCCCUGUUUCCAAGAAACUUCAAAAUAAAACUAACAUCUGUAGUGCUGACAGUCAGCUCUUUAAAAAAUCCAGGCCCAUCAAGUCUCCCAGUGUCUCAUCAGCCAUGAUGCCUCACAGUGAUAAGAAGGCAUCUAAUAGAAGCAGUAGGAAGGGUAGACCGUCUCCACUUGCCCUCCCUGGAACCACCAAAAAACAAAACCUACCAUUGGAUUUCAGGCCUGCCCUUCAAACUACAAAAAGAGGACUUUUGGGGAAGAUGGAGGAAGUUUCUGGUCCAGCCAGUUCUUCUCAAAACCCAAAGUUGAAACUUCAGGAUUCACCCUGUACAGAUACAGUUCCAGCAGCGCAUGGAAAAGGAAAGGUGAAACCCAGGGUGUAUCCAUCACAAACAAGCUCUGAAAAGAAGUCCUGUUCUGUUCAAGAAAUGGUUCCUCUUCAGAAGACUCAUGCAAGUCACACUAAAACUUUGAGGGGCAAUGUCUCACAACUACGAGCCAACUCCAAGCCUCCCCACAAUAGCUGUUCCCAGACUCGAACCAUGAGUAUUCCCACAUCUGCACCUGCAACCAAACUCCCUGUGCUAAAAUCCAUUCCAAAAACAACCAGUCCUAUCACUGUUUCAGGAAGGCAUGCAGUCCCAGGGAAGCCAAGCCAGCUCAAGCCACUGAGUUCAGGGUUAUCUGGUGGGAAGGGAUCCACUGUGUUAAUCCUGGCUGGGAAGAAAGCUUCUACAUGUCAGCAGACACUCCCUUCUGAUACCUUUCAGAGCAGCAGGUCACAGCUGCCCAAGAAGGCAGUCUCCAGCUCUUCACGGUAACUAUGUUGGACAUCACUAAAAUCCUUGGAGACAGGAAUGUCUGAUGGUCCCAAACUUCUUCAUGAAGAUGGAAUCAAGCCACAUGUCUAGCCUCAGCUGGAGGCUUCAUAAGAAGCUCUCAUUACUACUUCAGCGAGGCCACUCAUCUGUGGAGCUUCCACUGUGGCUCUCCUCUACCCUGAUCACACCUGUUGCUGUUAUGCAAAACCAAAAAGUUAGCCUUGUGACAAACAGAUGUGGACCAGGAGGCAUUAAGCAGUGCUGACUGUUGCUCUACCACAGCUUCCCUGAACUAAUUAUUCUUUUGUCUUUAUAUUUUAUUAUGUCUUUUCAAAGGAUGUUCAGAUUACAGUGCACAUUAUCUAAGAUGUAGAGAUUUCACUUGAUUAUUAAUAAAACGUUGUGCUAGCUUGUGGGAAAGGGUUGUUGAAUAUAGGAGACUAAAGCCCUCCUAUAUCCCAGAUCUGAUCCUAAGUUGGGUGGCAGGAAAUGACAUAGGUACUAAAAGCUCACAGCUGAAUAUGUUCCUCUUCUUUAACUCAUUCUUUUACAAAGGAACUGGGGCUAGAUAUAAAACUCUUUCGUAGAGGGCUCUGCAGUUCAUUCAUUUCUCAAUGGACAUGGUUGUUUCCCUUGGCAAUGUUUAUGUGACAAUCAUUUUCCGAAUCAAGGACAUUGCAGUUUGUUCUGCAGUCUGUAAACAGGAAUAGACAUUUGUUUUGAAUGGUCUGUGAUACUAUCUGCCUUCCAAACGUAGAAAUCAGCAGUAUUUGAUCCUCAGUGUCUCUACUGAAGCAUUUAAGCUAGUGUUUGUAAAAGAAUGUGCAAGUGGUUCUUGGAAUGUAUUAAAACUCAAAGGAAUCCGAAGAAGCAAGCAGGAAUAGAGAUACUGGCUGAAGCUAUAUUCAGUGUCAUUUGCCUUUCUGUAUACCUUGCCUGAGUUGAAGGGAACGAUCUUUAUGCUACUGCUGAUUCAAUGUUGUGUGCUGUACCUUUUAAAAAAUAUGCCUUUUUUCUAAUAAAACAAAUAUUGUUAUAAUAA
Heteronotia binoei (common prickly gecko) is the source of this 2430-nucleotide messenger RNA. It is a transcript of the gene PSRC1, whose product is annotated as proline and serine rich coiled-coil 1. Gene Ontology annotation, cellular component: microtubule cytoskeleton; spindle microtubule; spindle pole. The record is from RefSeq and is a predicted model, not a curated record. NCBI's taxonomy places the organism in Eukaryota, Metazoa, Chordata, Lepidosauria, Squamata, Gekkonidae. Gene Ontology annotation, molecular function: microtubule binding. Bases 48 to 1388 code for a protein of 446 amino acids. Gene Ontology annotation, biological process: mitotic metaphase chromosome alignment. The transcript is spliced from 8 exons.